GCCCCACCAUGUGACCACAUGUGACACGCUUCCAAUGCUGGGUCAUUCACCACCUUCUCCUUUGUCACUGUAUUCUAUAUAUUUUAUUUACUUAAAUUGAAAAAAUUAAAAGGAGAACACAGAUAGAUAGAUACUCCUUGCUGCUCAGGCUCAUAUCAUAAUAAUAAUAAGAGAACAACGAGAACGAUUAUUUGCUUCUUCAUUCCAUUCACACCUAACGGAACUCACUCCUGUGCUUCUUCUUCUUCAAUUCGCAGAAAAUGAAGUUUGUUAUGGCUGAAGCUUUGAAACCGAGCUUAAGAGGGGAGUUUAUUUUUCAGCAAACAAUUGGCGAGGAAAUAUGGUGCCUCAACGCCAACGCCAACGCCGUUGUUGCCGGCGGUGGUGGAGGUGAGGAUUUCGCCGUUGAAGACCUCUUUGACUUCUCUAACGGUGACUCUCUUCACGACGAGGAAGAAGAAAAGGACAAUUCAUCUCUUUCCUCGCACUCACAGGACAGUACCAACUCCAAUUCCACCGGCGUUUCCAAUGAUUCCAUUUUCUCCGCCGAAUUAACCGUUCCGGCUGGUGAUUUGGAUGACCUAGAGUGGGUUUCUCACUUCGUCGACGACUCUCUCUCCCUCCCUGAGCUUUCUCUUCUGUAUCCUGUGAUUUCCGAGCAGAAAAUCACGUUUGCUGAACCAGAACCAGUGAAGAAAACUCAAACUCCGCUUUGUUUUCUCUCUGAAGUCAAAAUCACCAUGAAGGCGAGGAGCGUGAAGAGUAGAAAACCGAACCCGCGCGUGAGGUCACUUAGCCCCUUGCUCACGCGCUCAUCUUCGCCGUCGUCGUGUUCCUCUGUGCUUUCAUCGUCAACCGCGCCGCCUCCCGUGGCUCCGCCGGCGAAGAAGCUGAAGAGGAAGGCGGAGGAGGUGGAAGGCGCCGGUGCGCAGUCGCAGCGGCGGUGCAGUCAUUGCCAGGUGCAGAAGACGCCGCAGUGGAGGACCGGUCCGCUAGGCGCCAAGACUCUCUGCAACGCGUGCGGGGUUCGCUACAAGUCCGGUCGGCUUUGUUCGGAGUAUAGACCGGCGUGCAGCCCCACCUUCUGCGGUGAAAUUCACUCCAACAGCCACCGGAAAGUGUUGGAGAUAAGGAGGAGGAAGGAGGUGGUUGGACCGGAUGCCGGUUUGACUCCGACCCAAAUGGUUCCCACAUGCUGAAAAUUUUCCAUCUAGAUUAGGGGAAAUAGUAGUAGAUUAGGUACACCCCCACCAACCGGUUCGAACCCGGUUCGUGUUUUUGUAUAAUAGUGUAUUUUAGUGGUUUAAUUAGUGCUAAUCAGCUAGCUGAGCUAGGCAGGUAACGGAUAUUAUUAGGAAGGCACUGAUUUGAUUGUUUGUAUCCAGCAUUUUGCUUUUUCUAGCUUUGUUGAUUUGGUUAAUCUAAUAUAGUUUUUUUAAACUAUGAGACUA
Molecule: messenger RNA, 1451 nt
Organism: Lotus japonicus
Lineage: Eukaryota; Viridiplantae; Streptophyta; Magnoliopsida; Fabales; Fabaceae
Product: GATA transcription factor 7-like
Exons: 3
Coding region: 261-1199 (312 amino acids)
Biological process (GO): positive regulation of DNA-templated transcription
Cellular component (GO): nucleus
Molecular function (GO): sequence-specific DNA binding; zinc ion binding
Source: RefSeq, a predicted model, not a curated record